Molecule: messenger RNA, 1743 nt
Organism: Leishmania major strain Friedlin
Lineage: Eukaryota; Euglenozoa; Kinetoplastea; Trypanosomatida; Trypanosomatidae
Product: putative RNA helicase
Exons: 1
Coding region: 1-1743 (580 amino acids)
Biological process (GO): maturation of SSU-rRNA
Molecular function (GO): ATP binding; nucleic acid binding; RNA helicase activity
Source: RefSeq, a predicted model, not a curated record
AUGGAUGCUUUCCGGUCGUUGACGAUCGGCACCAAGUUCAGCGCUGCCCGAAACGAGGAGGCGGCCAAGUUGUUCCGCAACGCGGGCAAGGACAAGGGCAGCCACGGAUUUCCUGACGCUAUCGGCGCUGAUGGAGCGGUUACCCUUGAGAACGCAUCGGACAUGGGCAGCAGCAGCCUGUCAGUGCCGCCUCCCAGUGCGACGCUGAACCUUUUCGGACGCCCCACAAGGAGUCACGCUGACGCAAACGCGCACCUCGGCGUAUCAGCGGGCUCGGAUGCUGCGGCUGCCGCCAACACCGCCUCCGAGAACAAGGCGCUAAAGGCAAUAACCUUCAAGAAGAAGCGCAACAUCUGGCGCCGCAACGAUCUGCAGGUGACGGGCACGGACUUGCCGGCACCGAUCGAGCACUUCUCCGACCUCGUGCGCCCACCGCUAAACGUGCCGCGCAAUGUAGUGAACAAUCUCUUCGCCCGUCAGCACAAGGUGCCCACUCCAAUCCAGAUGCAAGCGAUCUCAUCCCUCAUCCACCACCGCGACGUGCUUGCCUGUGCACCGACCGGAUCCGGCAAGACGAUUGCUUUUCUUGUCCCUCUUUUUGCGCUGCUCAAGGCACCGGAUGCGUCCUGCGGUGUGCGUGCCCUCAUUGUGACGCCCACCGCCGAGCUUGCCCAGCAGAUCGAGCGCGAGGCAUUCUUCUUGAUGAAGGGUCAGCGAUGGAAAUUUGUGCAGCAUGGCCAGACGACCAAGAAAAAGGACAUUUUCAUUGCUACCCCGGGCCGUAUUCUGUCGCUGCUCGAGCAGAAGCUACUAGACUUGAGCAACGUGCAGUAUCUCGUGUUCGACGAGGGCGAUCGCUUGUGGGACAGCAGGACGGACUUCUUGACUGUGAUUGACAGGAUUCUCACUGCAUGUACGCGCACCGACAAGGUAGUCAGCCUGUUUACGGCCACGCUGAGCGAGAAGGUGGAGGCAGCUGCCCGCUCCGUCAUGGGUGCCGACCCGGUGCGCAUCAUUGUCCAUGGCCGACGCUCCGCGAACACGCACGUGAAACAGCGAUUGGUCUUCUGCGGUAAUGAGCUGGGCAAAGUCGUAGCGAUGCGCAACCUUGUGCGGGAGGGCAUCACGCCGCCGGUGCUCGUGUUCGUGCAGAGCGUGGAGCGAUCGAAGGAGCUGUACGAGGAGAUCCGGAUGGAAGGCCUGCACAUGGCCAUCAUGCACGCCAAGAUGACCGUGGAGCAGCGCGAGGAGACGGUGCUGCAGUUCCGUCUCGGCAAGAUCUGGGUCCUUGUGACGACGGAGCUGCUUGCGCGCGGUAUCGACUUCAAGAACGUGGGCACGGUCAUCAACUUCGAUUUUCCAGCAACUGUCGACUCGUACAUCCACCGCGUGGGUCGCACGGGCCGCGCCGGGAAGGAGGGAACGGCGAUCACUUUUUUUACGGAGGACGACAAGGAGCGACUUCCUCCGAUCGCAAAGGUGAUGCAGGACUCUGGGAACGCCGUGGAGGAUUGGAUACUGGGCAUCAAGGUGGAUCGCAGCACCCGCCGCCGUCUUGAGCGCACAACGCCGCAGCGCACCAUUGUCAGCACGCGGAAGCGCAUGCUGGUGGCCCAGCAGCGUGUGCAGCGUCAGUACCGUCGUCUGGAGGCGGAGAAGGCAGCGAAGCAAGCCUCCAAGAGGAGCAAGGGCUGCGGGGACUGCGACCGCGACGACGGCGAUGACAGCACGGAUGAUGCGUAG